Molecule: messenger RNA, 309 nt
Organism: Anopheles maculipalpis
Lineage: Eukaryota; Metazoa; Arthropoda; Insecta; Diptera; Culicidae
Exons: 3
Coding region: 1-309 (102 amino acids)
Source: RefSeq, a predicted model, not a curated record
AUGAUGGGUAAAGUGAUGAAACUAGCGCUUUUGAUGCUGACGGUCGUACUGGUACGGGGUAGUAGUGAGGACACAGCGCUUACAGCACGCUCCGAUAAAUAUUACGAUGAAAUGUGGUAUCGAUUCUGGACGUUUCCCGUAACGAUGGCCAUUAAGGCAAAGGUGAUUGCUUGGAUUUUGUUCAUUACCUACUUCAGCACAAUCAUGCAGGCGAUCGUUUAUCAGCGAUCGGAACCACAACUACCGGAGAUUUACUCCGUCCCGGAUCAUACUGGCUGGGGACACACAUCGUUUACAAACUGGGGUUAA